Callorhinchus milii (elephant shark) is the source of this 4596-nucleotide messenger RNA. RefSeq names its product kelch-like protein 9. The coding region runs from base 374 to 2353 and encodes 659 amino acids. Gene Ontology annotation, molecular function: ubiquitin-protein transferase activity; cullin family protein binding. Gene Ontology annotation, cellular component: Cul3-RING ubiquitin ligase complex. The record is from RefSeq and is a predicted model, not a curated record. The transcript has 7 exons. NCBI's taxonomy places the organism in Eukaryota, Metazoa, Chordata, Chondrichthyes, Chimaeriformes, Callorhinchidae. Gene Ontology annotation, biological process: regulation of cytokinesis; protein ubiquitination.
GGUUUUGUGGGGUGCUUUUUUUUUUAAAAAAUCAGAUGUCCACGAAAGGUAGAUUUCCCAGUAAAUAGUUCACCAGUAAGCAAGGAAAGUGCAGCACAGCGAGAGAGGGAGCCAGUGAGAGAGAAGCCUCCCAAGUACAACAAGCUCAAGUUCCUCAAUCUGCCAGUUUUAGAAAGCCACAGCGUUAACUGGAUCAUGCUCUGCUAUAUAUAGACCUCGUCUGCAGAGAUUUAGUUACCAAGAGGGGAGACAGCGCAAUCAGAGGAAGAGACAGAGAGAGGAGAGAAAGAAAGGGAGAGAGUGAGUGUGAGAGCAGGUCCUCGUUGUGAGUUGCAAAAUGACCAGCAGUGCUGCCUGUGUGAUCUAGUUCAUCAUGCCUCUGAAAUGGAAACUCUGCAACAGCCCCAGUGACAAGAGAUUCUUGGUUUCUGUUCUCAAGGCUUCCCAGGCAGCCUCCCUCUCCCCGACCUACAUUUCGCUGCUCGAAGAGGAUACUGUAUCCGUGAAGGUGUCUGUAGCCUGUAACAGGAUGGGAGUGUCCACCUAUCACCAGCCCUCCACUUCUCCUGGGAGUACCCAAAUCUUCAGCAGUGAAGUGCAUAGUGCUACGGUUCUGGAGGGUUUUAACAACCUGAGGACCAAUAGUUUACUCUGUGAUGUUACUUUGGUGCCAGAAGACGGAGAUGAACGUUUCCCAGUCCACAGAGCCAUGAUGGCAUCUGCCAGUGACUAUUUCAAUGCCAUGUUCACAGGUGGGAUGAAGGAACAGGAAUUGAUGACAAUCAAACUCCACGGAGUGAGCGGGAUAGGAUUGAAGAACAUCAUAGAAUUCAUCUACACUGCAAAGAUGCCUCUGAACAUGGAUAAUCUCCAGGACACCCUGGAAGCAGCCAGCUUCCUGCAGAUCAUGCCCAUCCUGGAAUUUUGCAAAGAGCUCCUGAUUUCUCAGGUGUGUCUUGAGAACUGCGUAGAAAUUGGACGCAUCGCCAGCUCUUACCACUUGUCUGAAGUAGAUGAUUACAUCAAAGAUUGCCUCCUGAAGAACUUCGCCAACUUGUUGAGCAAUGGGGACUACAUCAAGCUCUCAUAUGACCAGCUGGCCUUUGUGCUCAGCAGCGACAGCCUGCAGAACUGCCCAGAACUCGAGCUAUUCAAGGCGGCUUGUCAGUGGCUGAAGCAGGAGGAGGGCCGUAUGCAGUUUGCUGCGAAGCUGAUGAAGAACAUUCGCUUCCCACUGAUGUCUCCACAGCAGCUCCUGGACCACGUCCAGAAGGUGGAGUUCAUGCGAACGGACACCACGUGUGUCAAUCUUCUGCUCGAAGCCAGCAACUAUCAGAUGUUGCCCUACAUGCAGCCCGUCAUGCAAUCGGAGAGGACUCAGAUCCGUUCCGAUGAAACUCAUCUGGUCACCCUGGGAGGCGUGCUGCGUCAGCAGCUUCUGGUCAGCAAGGAGCUGCGCUUGUUUGACGAGAAGAGCCAAAGUUGGAAGUCCCUGGCGGCUAUGGAUGUGCCCAGGUACCAGCACGGUGUGGCUGUCAUUGGCAACUUCCUGUUUGUGGUCGGCGGACAGAGCAACUAUGACACCAAGGGGAAGACUGCCGUGGAUACGACGUACAGAUACGACCCACGCUACAACAAGUGGAAACGCAUGGGCUCCUUAAAUGAAAAGAGAACUUUUUUCCACCUCAGUGCUCUUAAAGGACAUUUGUAUGCAGUCGGAGGCAGGAACGUCGCUGGAGAAUUAGCCACCGUUGAAUGCUAUAAUCCAGCAACCAAUGAGUGGACGUACGUGACUCGAAUGAGUGAACCUCACUAUGGACACGCUGGGACUGUUCAUGGGAAAUACAUGUAUAUAUCAGGUGGGAUCACCCAUGACACAUUCCAGAGAGAGCUGCAGUGUUAUGAUCCAGAAACCGACAGCUGGUCUCAGAAAACCGAGAUGUCCACUGUGAGAGGGCUGCAUUGUAUGUGCACGAUUGGGGAUCGCCUUUACGUCAUCGGGGGAAACCACUUCCGAGGCACGAACGACUACGACGACGUACUGAGCUGCGAGUACUACUGCCCGGCCGUGGACGACUGGACCGCCAUCGCCCCAAUGCUGCGCGGACAGAGCGAUGUUGGCGUGGCCGUCUUCCAGGACAACAUUUAUGUCAUUGGUGGCUACUCCUGGAACAAUCGCUGCAUGGUGGAGAUCGUUCAGAAGUACGACCCACAGAAGGACGAGUGGGAGAAAGUCUUCGAUGUGCCUGAGUCUCUCGGCGGAAUCCGGGCGUGCACCCUGACCGUUCACAUGCCGGAGGAGGAAACGGGUUUGCCAUCUCAGGAGUCACCGCUUGUGCCACCAGACGCUUAGCAGAUGGACACCAACUCCUGACAAGUGACUGCCACGGAUUUUUCACUCGUUACGGGUUACCUUACACUUAUUGUGAAAAAUGGCUCCUUUGCUGCCUCUUUCUAAUGUCCUUUUUCCCCAUUAAAGAGGACACAAUGAAAAUAUCCCUAUAAUUAUCCAACAGUGUGGAAUAGAACCCCCAGUGUUUCGUUUUAACAGAGUCCACUGAAUUAUAUUCAUGCCAAAUACACAGGUGCCAUAUGGGCUUCAGAGCCAGUGAUCAAGCUCGCCAUUAGGUUGACAACAUGAUUCCAGGCUAUAGAUCCUUAAACUAUUAGCAUUUCCAUAGAAACUCCCAUUUCGUGGGCCAACUGGUUCUGUAUAUUUUCAAUCCCUGCAAACAGUUCACUAUGGGUAUACAAUGGGAUUUGUUGUCAUAUUUAGCAUUCAGUAUUGAUCAUCAGAUAUAUUCCAUUGUUCAAUCUUUACUUGUGCCACUUGGCAAUUAAAAGAGACAGGCACCAUUGUGAUUCCUUCGCCUCUAAUAAACAAGUUUCAGCAACUCUAAAUGAACUGUACGGGCAGACGAUCGCCAUCUUGCCCAUCCCCAACCUCAGACUGGUGCCCUAUUAACCGUGAGGAAAUUAAAGCUGAUCACGUUUAUGUGAGGAAAGAAAAUGCUCUCCUCUCAAACGUACACACCACACACACACCUGUGCUUGUUACCUAUAGCAUUGUGAAUUGCUGAGAGAUGUUAAAAGUGGGUCAUCUUUGUGAAGUGCGAGUUAUUUGGUUUGCUUUUUAAAAAAAGAGAAAAUUUGAAUGGCGUUUCAAAGAACAAAUUUGAACAUCAUCAGAAAAGUAAAUUGUUAAAACAGUGCGAGUCAUCUCCUUUGUUCAUUCCCCCAAAUGUUUUUGUGGGUACCAACCCCCCACCCACCCCGUUACUCUCUGAGUGCAGUUCCUGGGGCAGAGAGCCUUGAUCCCACAGCACUGCAGGAACUGAAUGGGUGUCAGUGAAGGUCAUCCUCGCUAGAGAAGAUGUUUAUUGGUGAAUCAAAACUGAUGUUAUGGAGAGAAGGGUUUGAAGCAGGUUAGAUCCCAUUGCACUUUUUGUACAACUCGGGCAGUUUAACCAUCCAUUUCUUAAAACAAAAUUGCUAACAAGCCAGUGAUCUUAAAUUCAAAUCAAAGAUUAACAUUCCCAGCCUUUAUGCUUCCCUUCAGAUCAGCAUUUCUGCAUGCAUAGCUCACGGCAAAGAUACUGGGAAGAAAGUGUCAAAUAAAACGGGUUUAAUAAUAAUAUUUUUUUUUCUCUUUCAUUUUAUUUCUUCUCCCCCCUGUUACGCUCGCUCACCUUUCACACAAUGCGCCAUUCCCAUAUCAGGCACAUUGCUCCCGGGAUUCUGCUGGCGGUUUUGAGCUGAUGGCCACAAGAUGUGCCAUAGCAGGUCAAGUAUUACACUUAUUCCUUUCUCUUGCUCCCGUUCCCUCUGUCUGCCUGUGGAUAGUUUGCAUUUUGAUAUAGCGCUUUAUCACUUUAUGAGAUGUCUCCAAGCGCUUUGCAGGAUAUACUGGAAAAUGGAUUGACUGUGUAUUUUAUGGACGAAGCACAGCAGCCAGUUUGGGCACUGCGACAUCCACAAACAGCCAUAGAGUGAGUGACUGAUUCAAUGUUGGGGAUUGUUGCCCAGGACACCAGGAGAAACUCCCUUCUCUUUUUGAAUAGUGCCAGGGGAUAUUUAACAUCCACCUGAACAGGCAGACAGGACAUGUCUCAUCAGAAGGACGACACCUCUGACAAUGCAACACGCGUGCCCACCACUGCGUUGGAGCAUCAGCUUAGACUAUAGGAUUCCAAGUCUCGACGUGGGGUUUGAACCCACUGCCAUCUGUAACAGAGGCGAGAGUGCUACGACUGAGCCAGGUUGACGCACAAAUUUCAGUUAUUUAGCAAGUUGCAGUGUUGCACAAGCAGUAAUCCACUCAGCAACCAUGUCCUAUCAUUGCAUGACAUGCUGCAUCAGCCCAUCAAUAUGCCUUGUCACCAAGUUACUCUAACCUGUUAUUUGAAAUGUAAAUGAACCUUUGAUAACAUUAUUUUCUUAGUGCAAUUUUUUGUCAGAUCUAUUGAUUUAUUUUUAAUGGAGUUUCUGUUUCAUAUGAUUACUUUCAUUGUCUAUAAUUGUUCAGAAGGUUGGUCUUCAUAUACCGUGCCCUGUAAGAGUGUACCUCAUAAAUCAAUAAAACAAUUUUCAUUUUAA